AUGGCCGAUUCCUCCCUUCCCACAACGCUAAACAGCGUCUUCGAUGCGCCUCUUAAGGACCAAUAUGACCCCGUCCGCUUGACCUCGACCAAUAUUGUCCCGAUUCUCGAAUUGCCCCUCGCAAAGCAGCUCCUGGGCCACGAUGCCGCCGAUAGUGAAUCCCUCGCCAAGAUCGCCAAGCUCGAGCUCUCCUACACUGCUUUUGUCGCCUCCCAAGCGCGUGCCGCCCUCCAGAACCCCCGCGAUGAUUUAACGACCGAGCAAACAAAGUCGCAACUCCUGCAUAUCGGUCUCGCGGCCCUUUUCAGCUUCUUACAAUCCAAUGUGACUGGUCCACCGCUUGAAUUCAACUCCGCGGAAACAGUUCUGCCUGCUUCUUUGCGCGGAGAUAUACCCACCCUCCGAGCUGUUCGAGCUAAGAUUAUCCGCGAUCUCUCUAUCGAUGGAGAAGCGGCCUACAAGUUGACGCCAAAUGCGGAGCUAUUCUCCAUCGCAAAGGCCCUUCUGGCUGAUUCUGACAAUGAAGGAGCGGUGGUGGCGAAGACAGCGCGUGUGCGCGUUAACUUGCUUCAUCAAAAGAUGCUUUCGGAGGUUACAAGCACACUGCAAGAUGUGAUCUACAGCGAUGUUGAGGUAUUGUCCAAAUUGGAUCUUACUGCAGAGGAGAAGGGAAAGUUACUCUUGGAGCGGGCUAUUAUCAACACACACCAUGGCUUCGAUGCUAAGGCACGCGCUGAUCUUGAUCAGGCUGCUCGGGUCAGGAACUUCGAGUUUGCGCUGACUGGACAACUGGGAAAGAGGACUAAGUUCCAAGACCGGGAUAUCAGUCAGCUUGUGGUUUUGGCGAAGAGCGCAGAUGAGACAUCUACGAGCGCAGACCCGUCUGGCCCUAAGAAAUUGGAUUUGAAUGAUGAUACCCUGCUCGAAGCCAUUUCGUUUGCUGAUAAGAAGUCUACUACUGUAUCUGAGGAAAUCCCAUCGGCUCUCCAGUCAAUUGAUGCCAAUGAUCAACCUAUUUUGAACCCGGUGGACUCAGCUAUCUUGUUGGCUAUGGCAUCUGCGAUCACCAACACUGCUCCAGAGAACGGUCUUACUCGUGAGGAGACAGCACCUUACGCUACCCGAGUUUUGGAGGGUGGCAGUUCCAAUUGGCAGAUCUAUACCGAGGCCUUGCUAGUCCGUAGUCGUGUGGAGGGUUUCCGCUCACGAACAAUCGAGCGCUCUGUGUUGCAGAUGCAGGCCCUUGUUGAUCAGGUCAUUGCCGAUACAGCGACAGAUGACUCUGCCGCCCAGCAGCCCUCUUCCGACCCCACAACUUUCUUGCCCCGUCCAGAGAAAUCCGAAUCGGCUCCUGCCGCGGACCGAUUGGAGUACAUCUGGCUUAUCAACUUCUCUACUCGAUGGAGCCUUGAAGCCGAGCUGGCUAAGCGCUGGGUUGAGCUUGGUGGUCUCCGGACCGCAUUGGAAAUCUACGAGAGACUCCACAUGUGGGCUGAGGCAGCACUCUGCUAUGCUGCUACUGAGCGUGAACUCAAGGCUAAGAGUAUGGUGCGACGCCAGCUCUACGAGCCUAAGGGUGAUGAUGAAGACGACGAGAAUGAGUUGUUCGAGGGUCCCGAGCGGGAAAUUCUUCCAGCUGAUGCGCCGCGAUUGUUCUGCAUUCUGGGAGACAUCGAUAAGGACGAGAAGAUGUACGAGCGUGGUUGGGAUGUCUCAGGUCAGCGAUAUGCUCGGGCUCAACGAUCUCUGGCCCGCCACUAUCUUAGCAUGACACCUCCCGAGCUGGAGAAGGCCGAGGGUGCCUACCGCAAGAGUUUGAACAUCAACCGUCUCAACCACGGUGCCUGGUUCGCACUUGGCUGUGUCCAACUUGAGCUUAACCGUUGGCAAGAUGCCACUGAUUCCUUCACCCGAACCGUGCAGCUCGAUGAUACUGACGGAGAGGCAUGGAGUAACCUGGCAGCAGCCAUGCUGCGCACAUCUGCACCCGACCAAGAACCCGACGUUCCGGCCGAUGAUAGCGCCGAAGAAAAAGCGGCCAUUGAGAGUGAUCCUUUCAAGCGAAAGCGGGAAGCCCUGUCUGCACUGCAACGUGCAGCCAAUCUGAAGCGCACCGACGCCCGAAUCUGGGAUAACGUGCUAACAGUAGCUGCAUCAAUUCCCCCACCCAACACACCCUUCCGAGAUGUGAUCACUGCGCAGAAGCGUGUUAUCGAGUUACUUGGCGCCAAGAAGGGUGAAAAGUGUGUUGAUCUCCCAAUCCUGGGUAUGUUGGUUGAUUUCCUCACAACCGCAUUCGAAUAUAAUGAUCUCCUUAUCGACUCGGACUCCGGUCCUGUCUUCCGUUCCGGUACCAUCCCAGGUCAGAUGCUUUCCAUGAUUGAUGAUAACGUCGUCCCACUUAUUACCCACUCUUCUGCACUGUGGUUGAUUGUCUCCCGUGUGGAGCUUUUCCGGAACCGUCCCAGCCGUGCCUUGGAUGCUUGCGAGAAGGCCUGGCGAGCUACCAUCGCUGCCUCUGCACAGGGUGCUUUCCAGAUGGGUGAUGAGAAGCCUUGGCUUGAGGUUGUCCGUGCCACUGAGAAGUUGGUUCGUGAUGGAUAUGCCAGAUAUGGCCCCAUGGAUCAUGAAGAUAAGAAGGUGGAAGGUGGCGAGCCUGAGAUGGUUGCAAGUGACUGGCGCUUCAAGGCUAGAAGUGCGGUGCGCGGUAUCCUGGGCAAGGGCAAGGACCUCUGGGAGGAUUCUAAUGGAUGGAAUCGAUUGAAGGAGUUGCAGAAUGAGGUUUCUGGAAAUUAG
Penicillium malachiteum is the source of this 2796-nucleotide messenger RNA. RefSeq names its product tetratricopeptide repeat protein. NCBI's taxonomy places the organism in Eukaryota, Fungi, Ascomycota, Eurotiomycetes, Eurotiales, Aspergillaceae. The record is from RefSeq and is a predicted model, not a curated record. The transcript has a single exon. Bases 1 to 2796 code for a protein of 931 amino acids. Gene Ontology annotation, molecular function: protein binding.